AUGGCUACUGCCCCCAGACCAAGACCUACAGCAGGAACAUCAGACGGUACAUCAAAUACCAAUUCAUUACAAGAUGAGACAAAUCGAUCUGGUGUACCAUCGUAUGAGAACAAACCACCGCCUCCAAUUCCUCCGUUUUCGACUACCGGAGGUGGCCCUGUGUACGCCGACAAGCUGGGGCUGGCUGCCAAACAAGCGACCAUUGCUGAAGAAUACCCCGCCAUCAUCAAUAUGAGCAAAGAAGAACUAGAGGAAUUGCUAUCGAGUGAUGUAGUGUUUGAUGCGUUCUUUGAGCAAUUGGAACAAGUAAGAAACAUGAUGAUACUGCAAGACGAAAUGAGGAUGCAGAACGAGCUGUUAGCAAAGAAAACCUUAUCACGUGAACAAGAGUUAAUACAGUUGCGCGAAUCAAUUCAUGAACAUGAAGAUAAAGUGAGGGAAAUAUAUAGCACACUACAAGAGAAGCUGAAAAAGCAGCAAGAAGCACUUCAGCGUUUCACACCCGAACUACUUAUCGCAAAGUUGAAAUCUGAAUCUCAGUCAUGUGACGAGUUGUCAGAGCAGGUAGCUAAUUCGUUUUUGGAAGGUGAUCUUGAGGUUGAUGCAUUUUUAAAAGGAUACCGGGAGCUCAGGAAGGGGUGA
Molecule: messenger RNA, 642 nt
Organism: Paraglomus occultum
Lineage: Eukaryota; Fungi; Glomeromycota; Glomeromycetes; Paraglomerales; Paraglomeraceae
Source: the annotation of a GenBank genome assembly